Molecule: messenger RNA, 4455 nt
Organism: Symbiodinium necroappetens
Lineage: Eukaryota; Dinophyceae; Suessiales; Symbiodiniaceae
Source: the annotation of a GenBank genome assembly
AUGCAGGGCGCUUCGGGGGCCCUGCUGCCGGCAUUGGGAGAUGCUCUCUGGACAGUGGCCGCGGUGGCUGCACCUCGCGAUCUCCAACGGCUUGCGCAUGUCUCUCCUGCUGUGAACGUGCUGCUCUCUCCGGUGGCAGAAAGAACAGCGAGGAUCUCGGAGCUGACGCGCUCCCUGAACUGCCUGCCUGUGCAGUUCGGCUUCCCCUUGGCCAGCUUGGGCCAAAAAUGGCUUGAGGAGGCCCUGGCGAGGUUCAGCACGUUGAAACUACUGCGCUGGCGCGAGAAGGCAGGUGAGCUCGCAGGUUGGGUCCCCACGGAGGAGGACCGCUGGCCCGCCUUGUCCAGGGAAGCCUUGCUCUGUGCCAUGGCGGCUGUGCGUGCAGCGAAGCCAGAAAACCGCCUUCUCUUUGCGGCGGUCCUGAGACUUCAGCCGCUGGCGGAAGCAGAGGGAGAGAGGUUAGAAAGGACGGAGAUCUGGACUGCACCCUUGGCUUUUGAGUGGGCCGAUGGCCCAGCUGCAGACCCUUUGCAGAUGGCUCUGCAGCUUGGCUUCCUGGAGGGCGAAGCACGGCUUAACCUCGAGAUGAUCUCAGGCGGCUGGUCGGAUUGGUCAGAGUGCUGGUCAACGCAAGCUGGCACACUCGAAGCUGCCGUGACGGUGGUGGCUAUGCUUCCAAACGAGAGCCACCUCCUUCUGGAAUCUACUGGCAACGGCUCAAUGAUGGCUGUUGGACCAACACCUGACGCACAGUCGCUACGGCGACUUCUGGAAAGUGGUAUGCCAGCUGUCGUUUCUCUGGGCAUGCUCCGCUGGGGCAACGAUUGUCCAGCUUGGAGACCGCGGGAACUUCGCCGCAUUGAGAGGCGGCAAACGGCCAUCGCACCAUCUGCCUUGAGCAGCCAAUCGCGUCAUGCCAUGAUGGACUGCAUCCCCGAGGACAGCCUGGCUGCAGGCUCCUGUCCUCGGGAGCCCCCGGCGCCAUCCGACGGGGACGCGAGCUCCGAGUUCUCAUCGGCCGCUUCUUUGAGCCGCCAGUGCACUGAGUUCAGCGAUGCUGCAGCCCUGGAGCUCAUGUCGCGGCAGUUCACAGACUUUGCGACAAGGCAGGGCGACUUCUGGGUGCGGAAAUGCACGGAGCCCGUCGUCAGCCAGAGGCCGAAGACCCAGGACCCGAGACAAGGCCAGUUUGGGAGGCAGUCCUCGUGCCCAACUCCGAGUCGCCCUCAGAUGGCCUUUGACGGCUUUGAGGGCCUGGGCUUGGCGAACUUCGACCAGACCAUCAAUGAGGAGUCGCAGGGGGAGAAGCAGGAGGACGACAAGGACGACCUGAUAUCCAAAGCGAUCUGUGCAGCGGUGGCCGAGUGCGACUUCAGUGUCGCAAUCGCGGAUCCUACUGGUCUGGACUUCGAGCUUAUCGCGGUCUCCGAGGAGUUUCACCGACUCACCGGCUAUUCAGCGGAGGAGUCGGUCGGUGAGAAUUGCCGUUUCCUCAACUCUGGCUGUCCGAACGAUGCUGGGGCGGCGCUGCGCCUGGCUUGCGAGACCGGCGCGCCCUUCACCUCCAUCCUCGUCAACCGACGCAAAUCAGGUGAGUUCUUUCUCAACCUCCUCUCAAUGCGUGGCCUCGUCCUUGCGACUGAUAGUGCCACCGGUGAGGACAUUUGGAUCCUUGUCUCUGUGCAGCGCGACGUGUCGCUGCUACCCGCUGUGGACUUGCCGAGCAACGACGCGUUCAUGCUCAAGGUAGCGAAUCGCAUUACUCGGCGACUGUACAAGUAUGCCACAGAGCUGGGUAUUGCAAGCAUAAUUCACUCCCGAGGCCGAGUCACCAACGGCGACUCCAAUGGCGGGGCCAAGCUCGCUGGCAUGCACAUGCUGGCCGAAGUUACGUGGAAGCUGGGGGAGCAGAUGGGAUCGAAGACGGAUACCGCUCAGACCAUGAUCCAAAUACUAAAGGCCACCUGGCCGGAGGCUCUUGGGCAAGUGUCCGAGAUUCAGGCUGCGAAGCUCCGCGUGCGGGUGAUCAAUUACAAUUCAGUGGUCAAAGCCUUUGCUUCCGACGCGCUCUGGCGCCAGGCCCUGUCCUUGGCGGUGCAGCUACUUCAGAAGAGCAUCGGGUGGAGUGUGAUCACUUGCAACACUGCUGGCAACAGUUGUGGACGAGCACAGCAAUGGCGUUUUGCAUUACUGGCCCUUUCGGCCCUGGUUAACCACAGCCUGCAGCAGAGCAUAAGUUCUUGCAACACUGCUCUUCAAGUGCAAAGCUUGGGCAUGAAGUGGCAGCAGGCUGUCAGCACACUGGAAAGCGUUCUUCAGGGGGCCAUGGUUGCAGAGCCCCAGACUCUGAACACCGUGAUCCGUGCUUGUAGCACCUGGGAUGAUGCAUGGGAGGCUGUGCUGAGUCUUCUCAGAAAGAGAGUCUCGCUCCUUCCCGAACACUAUCCUGAUGUAUUUACGUACACCAACUGUUUGGCAUGUCUGAGAGGAGAGACCUGGGUGCACUCGACCAGUCUUUUGCAGAACAUGCGUGCUGCCUCAGUUCGAGGAAACCUGGUUUGCCAAGGGGCAGUCGUCACGUCGAUGGAGCGUGGGGGACAAUGGCAGAGAGCCUUGCAAUUAAUCGAAAAGGCUAACCUCAUCGUCUUCAAUGCGGCCAUAAGUGCCUGUGCGAAAGCGGCGGAGUGGCAGCGCAGCUUGGACCUGCUUGUGGAAUUGAAUGCUCGGCGGCUACAGAAGGACGUCAUCACUUGCAAUGCAGCCGUGGCGGCCUGCGUCCGAGGCAGGCAGUGGCAACUAGCUUUGAGGCUAUUGCAAGCAGUUUGGCAGAAAGGGCUGCGUGCGAAUGCUGUGAGCUACACCUUGGCAGUGGGCGCUUGCAGCGGGGGCUCGCACUGGGAGCAGGCAUUGGUCCAGCUGGCGGUAGGCCAAGCUGCAGCCGACGAUGUAGUCAUGCGCAUGGCGGGCAUCGAUGCUAAUUCUCGCGGCGAAGAGUGGCAGAAGGCCUUCUGCUUGCAGGAUACCCUGGGAGCAAGCAUGUUGAGCUACGGUGCCACCAUCAGCUCAUGUGAGGGAGGGGGUCGGUGGGAGCCGGCAAUGGACUUGCUGACACAGCUGCGAGGGGCAGCCGUACAGCUAAACACCGUAAUCUGCAAUACGGCCAUUAGCACUUGUGAGAAGGCUCAAGAAUGGCAGCGUGCCGUCUUGCUGCUGGAACACAUCCAGUGCAGCCGCAGAAUGCAGCCAGACCUGAUCACGUACAAUGCGGCCCUGGCGGCCCUCGCAGCGGUGUCCCGAAAGGGCCCCGGCGCUGCCGCGCUCGCGGCGGUGCUGCUAGAGCAGAUCGAAACCCACGGCUUCCAGUGCAACCUGAUCACCUGGAAUGCAGCGAUCACGGCCUGUGGGGACCAAUGGGAAGCCGCCCUUGAUUUUCUCAGCCGUCUUGAAAGAAGCUGGUGUUUAGCAAACGCGAUUACAUUUGCAGAGACGGUGAGGCAGGGUCCACUCGAUGCGCUUAAGUUCCUUCCAGCUGACUUUCUUUACCUGCGUGGUGCUCCGCUGGAGAGCGAAGAGCCUAAGGAUGGCGAUGGCGAGCUGGUGGAGCACCAGCCGGGGCCAAACGUAUCCGGUAACUCGUCGCCGCACUGGCCAACGGUCCUUGCGGGCUCCUCCUUUGCGGCGCUCACGCUGCUCCUACUUUGCCGACACAUGCGACGAAGUGUGCAUCGAAGCUGUGCAUUGUGCGCCCAGGACCUAGGCGUGAUCAUGCGUGCCUGCCCGCAGCACUGGCUUUCAGUGAUCCGAUCCAUUGGUGGUUGCCCGUGUCGAAGCAUAGCCAUGCCUUUUUCGGAUUUCGCGAAGGUCCGAAACGUGCGGCCCGAGGUCAGCUUGGAUGGGGAUGGCCUUACAUUUGAUGAGGAAGAGCUGACUGCCGCGCUUGGCAAGUUGGAGAAGCUGGACACCUUCGACCUCGCGACACCCACCUCGACAGAGUGUCCCGAGGACUUCCUCCCCGAGGACGAAGCCGAGGAAGAGGUCCCUGAGGUCCAGCCUAUCAGCAGCGCCAGUACGAUCCGACGGUUCCGACUUCGAGAGCACCGGCGGGAGAUGGUUCGGGAGUACUUGGCCAAGCAUGGCUUCCAAGACGCCAAUCAGCCAAAGUCUACGCAUUCAUCCUUCUUCCGCACGGAGACCAUCUACCCCAUCCACCAUGCAGCAAAGCUGGGUCAUUACUUGAUGGUCCGCGAGCUCCUGCGGUAUGGUGUCGACCGCGAUGUGACAACGUCUCGUGGAAGGACGGCCUAUGACUUGGCUGCAGAAGCAGACAAGUUGGACUCCCACCGCAUGGUCCUCGAUCUGCUUUCCGGAGUGUGGAACUCCACAACCUUGCGUGAACUCAGAGAGAGGCUCGACUCAAAAGUGGCUCACAUACUCUCACCUCGGUCAAAACCAUAG